Molecule: messenger RNA, 692 nt
Organism: Ilex paraguariensis (yerba mate)
Lineage: Eukaryota; Viridiplantae; Streptophyta; Magnoliopsida; Aquifoliales; Aquifoliaceae
Source: the annotation of a GenBank genome assembly
AUGUCGAAGCGAGGACGUGGUGGUUCCGCCGGGAACAAGUUUCGGAUGUCGCUGGGUCUACCAGUCGCGGCGACGGUGAACUGUGCCGACAACACCGGAGCCAAGAACCUCUACAUCAUUUCGGUGAAGGGAAUCAAGGGAAGGCUCAACAGGUUGCCAUCGGCUUGCGUAGGAGACAUGGUUAUGGCUACUGUGAAGAAAGGUAAGCCUGAUCUCAGGAAGAAGGUCAUGCCUGCUGUUAUUGUUCGUCAGCGCAAGCCCUGGCGCCGAAAGGACGGUGUCUUCAUGUACUUCGAAGAUAAUGCUGGCGUCAUUGUGAAUCCCAAAGGUGAAAUGAAAGGAUCUGCUAUAACUGGUCCAAUUGGGAAAGAGUGUGCUGAUCUGUGGCCAAGGAUUGCUAGUGCUGCCAAUGCUAUUGUUUAGAAGUAUGAAUUCCAAUUUAACGGAAUCCUUAGUUCUGUUGGUCUUCUAAAAUUUUAUGUAGUUUCUGUUGGUCUUCUAAAGUUUUCUAAGUAGAUGGUUUGUUCUAUGGAUUGGUAUUUGGUUUUUCGUAUGGGAUUUUUGUACAAACUAAGAGGCCACCUCUUGUUUGAGGUUUCAAUUCGACUCUUAGAUGGCAUCCAUGUAUUACUUUUCUAGAAAGAUAUAACCAUUCUUAGUAUUUUGGUUUGAUUUUCCUUUGUUAGUUUUUU